Molecule: messenger RNA, 1047 nt
Organism: Haemorhous mexicanus (house finch)
Lineage: Eukaryota; Metazoa; Chordata; Aves; Passeriformes; Fringillidae
Gene: SPATA22
Product: spermatogenesis associated 22
Exons: 8
Coding region: 1-1047 (348 amino acids)
Biological process (GO): gamete generation; regulation of meiotic cell cycle; meiotic DNA repair synthesis
Source: RefSeq, a predicted model, not a curated record
AUGAAAAGGACUUUAGCUGACACCUCGGCUCGCAGCACAGCAGGUUGUCUGCCUGUACCACUGUUCAAUCAGAAAAAAAGAACUAGACAGCCCCUCACUUCAAAUCCACUUAAAAAUGAACCAGGUACUGGUUCUGGGACUCAUAGUUAUGACUUCUCUCCCUCAUCAUUCGGCUGGGAAACUGCAAACCCAGAAGUGGAUGAACUGCAGAAAGCAGCAAACAGUGGCCAAGCAGAACAUCCGAUGGCUCCUUCCCUUAUGAAACCACCAAAUGCAUCAAAGUUUAAUUUAGCAAAUGCUGGAAAAAACGUGUCUGCCUGCAGGGACAGAAAUGAAUAUACUCCUUUAGGUAGAGCAGCAAAUUCAAGAUCUGAUAAUGGAACUUCUCAGAAGUUUGAGAACUUUUCAAGCAGUUUGAAAACUGUCCAGCAGCAAAAACACCCUGACAGUCGUAACCCAUCCCAGCUCAUCAAAACAGACACAUCCAAAGGACAGUGGCCAGUGAAACCCAACACUGUGGCAAGAAGUCUGCAGGGUCAUCAUCCAGCAUAUAAAUUUAACUACAAUACUCAGCAAAAUAAAAUGAAUGAAAACCAAUUUGGUUGUGUCCCAGAAGAUAAAAGUCAGGAAAUUUCAUCAUCUCAAGUGAAAACUAAAAUAAAAAAGAAUUCUUUGCGAAUCCUGUCUGCAGUCAUUCAGAGUGUGAGGCACUGGAGCCAAUAUGCCUAUAAAACUGCACUGCUAUUUGAAGUUUUAGGCACACUGGAUUCUGCAGUCACACCUGGAGCAUAUGGGGCAAAGAACUUUCUUCUGAGAGAUGGAAAGGAGACCCUGCCUUGUGUGUUUUAUGAAAUUGACCGUGAGCUUCCACGACUCAUUAGAGGUCGAGUGCACAGGUGCAUGGGAACCUAUGAUGCAAAAAAGAACAUUUUCAAGUGCGUCUCUGUAAGACCAGCAACUGCUCAAGAACAGAACACUUUCCAAGACUUUGUUAAAAUUGCAGAUGUUGAGAUGACAGCAUAUGUAAAAACUAUGAAUGAAAUGUAA